Tribolium madens (black flour beetle) is the source of this 1580-nucleotide messenger RNA. RefSeq names its product TNF receptor-associated factor 3. Gene Ontology annotation, molecular function: zinc ion binding; ubiquitin protein ligase binding; tumor necrosis factor receptor binding. The transcript is spliced from 3 exons. Gene Ontology annotation, cellular component: cytoplasmic side of plasma membrane; plasma membrane signaling receptor complex. The record is from RefSeq and is a predicted model, not a curated record. Gene Ontology annotation, biological process: regulation of canonical NF-kappaB signal transduction; protein K63-linked ubiquitination; tumor necrosis factor-mediated signaling pathway. Lineage: Eukaryota; Metazoa; Arthropoda; Insecta; Coleoptera; Tenebrionidae. Bases 69 to 1430 code for a protein of 453 amino acids.
GUUUUAUUUCACAUGACUCAAAUAUUUUGUUCUUAUCUUAUCAGUUGUGAAAUAGUUAACCUGGAAUCAUGGAGCGGCACAGAAACCCCUUUACCUGUUACUUUUGUCAUGAAAAAAUCGAAAAUGAAACAGAAAUGGGACAUACAUCGGUUUGUGGCAACGUUUUGGUACCUUGCCCCAACAAAUGUGGGUCUUAUGUGCCUCGAAUGGAAAUGUCUUUGCAUAAAAAAGAGUGUUUAAAUCGAGCGAGCCGAUCCAUGACGCGUCACACCACAACAACGGAAACGUACGAAGAUGCAUCUAGAAUAAGCAAUAGUUCGAUUAAGGAAUUACAGCACGAUUUUCACAAACUUUCGACCAGAUUAGCCAAUUAUGAGGUGGCGUCGAGACCGAGUCAAGACUUGGACAAGUUGAAAUACCAAACUCAGUUGCUUUUCGAGUGGAAAAAAGCGGCCGAUUUUAAAUUAGACACUUUAACACAGUCGAUAAACUCACUAGAGAAGAGUCGAAACGAGAGUGAAUAUCACUGGAUGAGUCUUCAGAAGAAUUUAAUGAAUUUCGAUAAGCUCCAAAUGGAUAUAAACCAAGCAACUGAGUCGUUUCUCAAAGAACAAAAUUACAACCGACAGGCCAAUCUCGAAUUUGCUAAAAACCUCGACGAACUUAAAGAUUUCUUCGAGCAGGAAAAUGCCACUUUUAGUGGCUUGUGGGCCGACCAAAAACGCUCAAUUUCCCACAUACAAGACGACAUCAGUUUCCUCAAACAGCAUUUUGAAGAAAUGAAAACGAAACAUGUAAGUGUGGUGUUUGACAUCAAGACAAUCAGUCAAAUCGCAUCAGAAACGGCCGAAAAAUUUGAAAUUCAAGACCGCGAAUUUGCGAAAUUCAGACAACAAUUCGAUCAAAUGAAACUCGACUUGGAAAUUCUAGAGAAUUUAGCGUCGAAUGUUGACAGAUCAAGUCCAGGCCACCUCAUAUGGAAAAUCACCGAUUUUGAGGCAAAAAUGUCCAAAUCAAGAGACUCAAAUACAGUGAUCAAGAGUCCCAUUUUCCACACCCACAAUUUCGGAUACAAAAUCAGGGUUUUAGUUUAUUUGAAUGGUUUGAAAAAAUGGAAAGAUCGCUACUCUUUGAUCUCAAUUCAUGUUCUCAAAGGCGAUUUUGAUGCUCUUUUGAAAUGGCCGUGUCAUAUUGAAGGGACUGUGACACUUAGAGAUCAGGAAAAUGGGGCGAAAAAUUUCAACAAACAUAUCGUGGCUAAAAGACAAACCGGAGAUGAGGAAAAUGAGGAGCCGCAAGAAUCAUCCUUUUCCUAUAUUUUCAUACCUCAUGCCACACUCACCAAAGCGCAUCACUUGAAAAAUGAUGAAAUUUAUCUCGAAGUCAAGAUCGAACAAAAUACGAAAUUGCUAACAGAAACUACCUUAUAACAACAGAGUUUUUAUUAAAGAAAUAAAAAUGUGGGACAGAAUUCAAUUUUUAAUUAUAAAAAUGUCUGAAAAAAGUUCUCACCCCCGAGAAUAUAUUUAUCAAUAGUGAACAUUGAAACUUUUGCAGAAAUUCUAAUUUCUGAUGAUUUU